Messenger RNA from Boeremia exigua, 1111 nucleotides. RefSeq names its product proteasome subunit beta type-1 precursor. The record is from RefSeq and is a predicted model, not a curated record. NCBI's taxonomy places the organism in Eukaryota, Fungi, Ascomycota, Dothideomycetes, Pleosporales, Didymellaceae. Gene Ontology annotation, cellular component: proteasome core complex. The transcript is spliced from 2 exons. The coding region runs from base 108 to 902 and encodes 264 amino acids.
CUCCAGCAUCACCACCAGCAAACCAACCGCAACUUAAUCUUCCACCCGCCCCGCACCAACCUACAACAUUCGACUCUCUUCGCUACAACAGCCUCGACAUCUGCACGAUGGCCGCCAUCUUCUCGGGAGCGCCGCCGCAGGGUGGCCCAGGCUACUCGUUCAAGAGCACCCCCACAGCUGUUCCCUCUGGUGAGAGGCAGCACGGCUUCUACCCAUACACUGACAAUGGCGGUUCAACACUUGGUAUCUCUGGUGCUGACUUCGCCAUCCUUGCCGGCGACACUCGAUCCACAUCUGGUUACAACAUCAACACACGAUACGAGCCCAAGCUCUUCAAGAUUGGCGGCGAGGGAUCCGACAACAAAGGCGCACGGAUAGUGCUCUCCGUAGUCGGUUUUGCUGCAGAUGGCCAUGCGCUGAAGGAGCACCUCGACACCAUCGUGAAGAUGUACAAGUACAAGCACGGCAAGCCCAUGAGCGUCUCCGCCUGCGCACAGCGUCUGAGCCACAUUCUCUACAACAAGCGAUUCUUCCCUUACUAUGUACACGCAAUCCUAGGUGGCUUGGACGAGGAAGGCAAGGGUGCGUUGUAUUCCUACGACCCGGUGGGCAGCUACGAGCGGGAGCAGUGCAGGGCAGCGGGUGCGGCGUCAUCGCUCAUUAUGCCUUUCUUGGACAACCAGGUCAACUUCAAGAAUCAGUACGAGCCGGGCAGCGGGACAGGCCACAACCUGAAGAGUGUUGUCGCACAGCCUCUGCCGCAGAACCAUGUCGAGGACUUGGUACGCGACGCGUUCACAAGUGCGGUGGAGAGGCACAUCGAGGUCGGUGACGGGCUGCAGAUGAUGAUCAUCACCAGCGACGGCAUCCACGAGACGUUCACGCAGUUGAAGCAGGACUAGAUGACGUUUCCGAGAGGGCGGAGCUUAGACGAUAUCAACGACACGAACACACAUCCAAAAUGAUGUGUAUGAACAGCAUGAUACAAUCAAUGCGUAGAGUGAUCAGCUCCCCUCAUGAGAUGGCAUCGUGACAUUGUCUUUGGCUAUGGCCCUGUUUUACUUGAUCCCUACCGUUUAUCCAAGCUCUUUCUGACAAAUACCAUUUCUAC